Molecule: messenger RNA, 900 nt
Organism: Diorhabda carinulata
Lineage: Eukaryota; Metazoa; Arthropoda; Insecta; Coleoptera; Chrysomelidae
Exons: 2
Coding region: 57-836 (259 amino acids)
Source: RefSeq, a predicted model, not a curated record
AGUUAAAUUAACAUUUAUUUAUUUAUUAGUGAGAUUGUGAUAACUGUGUAGCUAAAAUGGUUUUCGAACAAUUAAUAUCACAGUGGCCUCAACAGAAACAAUUCAACAUACCAGACCAAACCGAUUUUUCUCAACAUCUAUUCCAAUCUGAACUACCUACGAAGAGCAAUUCAAUCACUUCCCAACAUCCAUUUGUUUUUAUUCAAACUGAAUCAGCAACGACACAAAAUUCUUUCGUAGAUGUAGACACGGCAAUGAAAACAAGUGAAACUAUUGAAGAAAUUUUACCAACUACAACAGAAACUUUAUCGAGCAUAUAUACUAGCAUUAGAGACUCUCUAACCACUACCCAAAAUAGUUUGGUUACGGAAUUACAAGACAAAUCAACAAUUUCGUUAAACGUAACUUCAAAUUCCUUUUCAACCGAGGAUAUAAGUAACACGGUUACAACGGAAACGAGUAUGCUCGUCACAUCCAAUUACAGUGACAUUUUAACAGUUUCACAAACGUCUUCGACGGAUCUUGUGACUGAUAAUAAUUUAAAUUUGACAAAAAUGAUAACAACGACUUCGGAGGCCGUUUCCAAUAGUUUUAAUGUAUUUACAGAUGAAAUUUCUACUACUAAGAGUAUAUUGGAUAAUGUUAAUGGUACAUCUACUGAUGGAAUUUAUCAUACAACUGAUGACACCUGUUGGAUUUAUUAUGUUAUAAUUGGGGUUAUUAUUGGAAUCUUGGUUAUAUUUGCUGUAGGUGUAACCUUUUUUUAUAAGAUGAAACAAAGGAAACGGUGUCCCGAAUAUGAAGUAUCACAAAUUCAACAGAUAAGCAUUGAUUGAAAAAAUGAUGGUGAAUGACAAAAUGUAUUUUAGUUUGAAAAUUCAAUUUAAUGAGAGUUCUACU